Tetranychus urticae (two-spotted spider mite) is the source of this 16826-nucleotide messenger RNA. The record is from RefSeq and is a predicted model, not a curated record. NCBI's taxonomy places the organism in Eukaryota, Metazoa, Arthropoda, Arachnida, Trombidiformes, Tetranychidae.
ACAAUUAUUAACCGAGUAAAUUCAAGUUAUCCUUUGACAGUUAUUCAGGGCAUAAAUAAAUACCAAUAAACUGAUCAUAAUUAACAAUCUAUUUUCAUGUCUUCAAUUUAGGCGCGAUUAUGUUGUUGCUGUUAAAGGCGUCAUCUGGUGAACCUGUUUAUUUUAGGGAAAUUUUCAACCAUUAACCUUUCAUCUGAUGAGUACCUCCGGAGUGUUUCAAUUUGGUGUUUUAGACAAAAAUGAUAAUGAAGAAGAAAAAACUGAUGUAUUUAAAGAAUUCAAAGGUUUACUUCCCAACUUGACUAUCGGUUAUGAUGAAGUUCCUCUGGAUGCAGAUUUUGCAUGGCUUCUAUUCUUACUUCUUCUCUCAACUAUUUGGUUAACAUAUUCAUUAUACUAUAAUUCAAGAUUAUUUGGUUUUAUUUUGACAAAAUUUGUGAACAAUUUUAUUAUUGCCCGUUAUCUUUAUCCUGAUACCAAAAGAUGCGAGCAACCCUAUUUCCGAGUCUCUUCAUUUUCACUUACAUUCAUAUCAGGCAAGAUUAUGUUCCGAGAUCUUGUUUGGAUAACAACCGAUUACUCUUUGCGAAUUCAAGAUGGUUGGAUCAUUCUACGAUGGUGGAUCCCUUUUGAGCCUAGAGAUGUACGGAAAAGUGAUUUUAGUCAUUCUGAUGCUAGACUAUCAAUGUUAUUCAAUGGUUUUGAACUGCAUAUUUAUAAUAGAUCUCAUAUGUAUUCUGAAUUGGAACGUUUGUUUGGUAUUAGUCCACCUAAAUUUAAUCCAGAUUAUGAUAAAGGAGGAGGUAAAGCACCUCCUGAGCCGGGAGGUUAUUCGUCAUCAUCUUCAACAGCUUCACACAUGAAAGCAUCGGAUAAUGAUGAACUUAUUAGUGUUUACUUGUGGAGAAAUUUUUUCCCUCUCACAAAGAUUGAAAUACUCACUGGUCGAUUUGUGUUUGGCAAUCAUACUAUCCCUAGUACCCUGUUGAUCACUUUUGAAGAAGGUCAUAUUACUUACACAUCCCGCCCUACCGUUUCACCUCAUGAUCUCUUCACCCACAUAGCGAAAGCAAAAGCUGAAAGUUUCAAAAUUAUUUUAGCUCCUAGUCCUAAAUAUAUUGGUCUCGUUGAGGAACCACCCAGAUUUAUGGGAGAAGGCUUUGUUGUUUUCCAAACGAAUGCCAUUGAUUUGUAUUAUUACCAAGAUGAACCUGGUCUGGCAGGAAGUGUCCCUGAAACAAUCGAACUUGCCUCUGGAGAUGUUAUUGUUGACUUCACUGCUCCAGCUUGGGGUUUAGAUAUCAAAUGCGGAAAGGGAACACAUUUUGGUUACGGUCCAUGGGCAGAUCGUAAUCGUGAUCAUCUUUACAACUUUUUCUAUCCACCAGAUUAUCAACCUAUUGUACCAACAUCCAAGCCCAAACCAGGAGAGUUACGACAGGCAGAAACAUUUUAUAUACGCUUAAGUACUCUAGCAGAUGCUGCUAUUGAUAUAUUGUUCAUUACUAAAGAAAAAGAAACCAAAGCUCUCCAUGUUAAUGCUGGACCAGGUUCAUACCUUGAAAUAUCCAUUCCAUGGACUUGUAAAGAAGAUGGCUAUCAAUCCCAUAUCUGGGGACAAAUACUUCAUCUUGAUGCAACGACCAAUCUAAACUUUCGCUCACUAGCUGAAAGUGAAACGUUGGAAUUUGAUUUUAAAAUACUUUACCCGAGAGUGUGGAAUCAUCAUCAAACUUGGAUUUGUUCACUUACUGGGUGCAAGGCUACAGUUGACCUAAUAUUUGCCCAUAAAAUUUUCUUCUGUGAUUUAAUUGAUGACUGGGCUGGUAAAGAUAGGCCUGAUAUUGUUCGUUUUAUCCCAUAUACUUGGAAAUUUUCUGUGAAAUUGGUUGAUUUUGAAUUAAUUACUUUGGCCAAUGAAUAUAAUUGGAUUGAUUGCUCAUCAAAGUUGAACAGUGAAAAUGCUCAGCUUGCCAUUGUCGGUGAUAUUUAUGAUAUGUCUUUUGAUUUACCUUUUAAUGAAUUUCUUCCUCCUAACGUGUCAAUUAAAAUAUGGAUCCAAGGAGAAAGUCUCAAUGCUGCUCUUUAUCUUCCUGAAUGUAAUCCUCAUCGCGAAACUCUCCACAUGUUAGAUAAAUAUGCCAAAUUGUGUCCACCUCUUUUCAACUCAUCUAACCAAGAACCAUAUUUUACCGCCAUUCGAACUUCUGAUCUUUUCUCUUGUGAUAAAAAAUGGCACCGUUCGGUGAGUCGUGCAAAUGGAUGGAUUGAUUGUUGGUCUGUAAGAAUUGUAGCUCUCUCCAUUACCUACACAUAUCAUCCUUGCCCACCUAAGACUCAUUCACCGAAAGCUUCUGAGAUAACUACUCCAGAGAGAGAAGAACUCCUUUUGGAACCCAUAAGACCUGAAAGCUGUUUGUCCGCCAAAGCCUUGAAUGCCAUUCCUCCUGAUUUUAAUCCAGGUUCUAUGGACCCUGAUCUAGUCGAGUUGGAGCUUGAAGUCGGCCCGUCUAAAAUUUGUCUUUAUGGUACAUUAUUUCGAAUGCUUUGGAAUUUGAAAGAAAAUUAUAUCGGUGAAUAUCAGACAUUUACAGACUUCAAUUCCAAUCCAAGUGUUACUGAGCCUUAUGAAUUAAACAAAACACCUUCCAAACCAUCAUCCAUGUAUGGUGAGGCUAAUAAACCAUUUGACGCUCGAUUAUACCGACCUUUAGCAGUAAAUGUUUCAGUAACUCUGCAUAAUAUACAAGGUCAUAUUAUGAAAAGCUGUGAUGAAAAUGACUCCAACCCCAAUAUUCCUCCCUGUCCUUAUCUUUACCUGGAAAGACUUUGUUUUGAAAUGGAUAAACAGUACUCUGAAACGAAAAUGCAACUACUCCUUUCACCUUUAAUACUAGAUGCACCUGAAUAUAUUAUGUCUCUAGGCAAUCGUACAUUAUCAAACACUGGUCAUCUUAUUUUAGAUUCACUACAAUUUCGUGGACAUGCAAUGUUUUCUGGUCUUGAUCGUCCUCUUGAUAGUGAAACAUUGGAAUAUGCUUGGCUUAUUGAAGUUCAUCUCGGCGAAAUUGCCGGUCGCUUGAGUUUACCACAAUUUCAACAAGUGUUUGUUGGCUUUGAAACACUUGCUCUUCAAGUUAUGCAAGAAGAUUGCUCCCUUCAACCACCCACACCCUACCAAAAAUGUCUCCACGAUAUGGUUCAGUCAUUAUGUCCCAAGACACAAGCCAGUGGAGACAAUAAAAUGUGCCCUUAUUCAGAAGAUCUGAAAUAUCGCAUGGUACGGAUUGAUUUGGAUUCAAUUCAACUUUUCUUUACCGAUGUUAAUACUGUUUUAGCACUUGAACUAGAUCAGAUAAAAUUUUGUACCUGUAAUAUUCAUAGUUGCCAUACAAGUAGUGGAAUGACUGCCUUAUUCAAAGAAAUCACUCUUCAUCACUAUAUUUCUAUGAGUAGCUCAUUGAGUAAUUUUAAAAGUUCAAAGCUUUAUUUAGCGCCAACAAAUAACCAGCAACAUUCAGACUCAGAAAACACAUUCUAUGAAGUCUGUAAAAUCAACUUUGGACCCAUCUUCGUAGAUUCAGCUGAACUUCUCUCGGUUGUGGAUAAUUUUACCGUUAGUCAAGAUACUUUCCUUCGUACCCAUGAUGAGGCAACCAAACGUCUCUGGUUUUUGUGGCCUUAUAAAACAAAUGAAAAUAACUGUAAUGGUAAAUGUGGAUGUGUUGGAGGUUGUGCAUUUUUCGGGAAAAAUUCUCGCGGAAACGAUUUCUUUUCUCUUGGUAAACAUGAUCCCACGGUAAAUUCAGAAGGUAACAUUCUUUGGGGAGAAAGUCUUUUAAGACCAGGUGAACCUGUGGCAGGUUUCGAAAUAAAUACUGUUUUUCAUAUGGAAGAAGAAAGCGAAGACGCUUGCGAGUUAGCUCCUCUCUUUGAGCGAUCAAAUUACUGUGUUACAAGUCCAUUAUCACCUUCAGUUCGAAGUAAUUCCUUAAUAGCUGGAAAUGAUUCGUCCUUGCAAAACAUAUCAUCAUUUUUAUCAACUAGUCAAACCAAUAAAUCAGGAAGAAUUGGUAUAUUCUCACGGCAGCUUUCAAGUCCAGCAAGGUCCAGUCCUUUUCCAUCCAGAGAUAAUCGAAGCAUCACCAAUCUCAACACAUCAUUAUCUGUUUCAUCAGCUGUUAAUGACAAUAGACCAAAGUUGCCCAUACCUGAUCGUUUAAGGAACCGCAGUCUUAGUGAAAGUGAUGAUAUUGAAAUCAGUAAAGAUUUGUUUAAAACCGAAGCUGGAGUUGAAGAUGAGUUAAAAAAGAUCGUCGACUUUAAACCAUCAAACUCGCGAGACGAUUCAUCAAGAAGUGGAGCUUCUAAAGCAACUGAAACUUAUUUUACUGUUACCGAUCCUUAUUUUUCUGCCAGCGAUUCCUUUUCGUCAUCUUCAAAAGAAAGUAAAUCAACAGCUGACCGUACGUUAGUUACUGCACCUACACAUCAACCUGUUGAAGCAGUUAAAAGUGAUGACACUCUUGUUUCUAUUAUGUCAAUUCCUGGUUCAGGACCAUCUGGUGCAACAUUCCGUGAACAGUGUGGCUCAAUGAGUCAAAGUGCUCUAAACAGAUCUAUAACAAGUUUACAAUCAACCUACAGUGCCCCGCCUGAUGCAGGUCAGGCAACAAUCACUGCAACCAUAACGCAAGGUAACACUGCAAAUGAUGCUGAAUCAGAGACAGACAAUCAUUCCAUUUCAAGUUCAUCAUUUCUUUCGGCUGUUUCAUCGCAAGAAGAAAUUGGAAUCAAUGCUUUAGUAGAUCUUCGUAAUCAAAUGGAAAAGUCAAUCAUUGAAUCUCCAUUAUUAAUGUCUUCCUACACCAACCAUCUAACUCGAUUUGAAUGUGCUAAUUAUAAAAACACAAAUUCAUCAAUUGAUAUUUUAACUUUACGAGGAAGGAAAAAAGUUAUUCCACGUUUUGUUCGAUCAACCUCAAAUGGAUUAUCUUGCAUUAAGUUAGCGGAAAAAUCAGGACCAGAAGUGUCUUCUCAUUCAAAAAGCGCCGAAAAACAAGAUUCAGAACAAGCAAAGUAUAUGAAUGAAGGUCGAUUUAUUUUCACUCCAGGUUCUGUUUAUGAAAAAAUUGAAAGUAAAAAUUUAGAUCCAAAUAAUCAAAAAGAUACUGAUGAAGGUGAUACCGAUGGCAGUUGUGAAAAUCUUGCUUUCAAAAAGCGAAUGGAGAAACAAUUCAGUAAAACUGUUGAAUUUAGAAGUGAAAAGGUGACCAUUUUAAUCCGAAUGAAUGGUGAAGCUUCUGUUCGCAUAUCACCAUUAAGUUUAGAUGGUCUCAAAACAUUUGUUGAUAGCAUUACAGAAUCAUUAGCUCAUGUCCAUUCUUUGACAAUCAUCAACCAUUUGAAUGUUAAAUGUUUUACAUCAGUUGCUCGUAAAAAUCAGUUAAAGAAAGAGAAAACGUUGGAAUAUGGUCAAUUAAAACAUAAAGCUUGGAAAAGUACAUUGGAUCGUGAAAAUCUAAAUUCAACUAAUCAACAAGCAACAACCAGUGGAGCACAAAGUGGAAUUACAACUGGUCGAACUCGAUUUGGUGAAGCUUUUGAAGAUGUUAAAUCACAAUUUAAAUCACCUCCAAUCGAAUCAACAGUAACAGCAAAUCAAUAUGAGGAGAAUAAAAGAUCUAAAUUUCAAGUUUUUGUUCAAAUCUCAAAGAUAAAUAUUAUUGUCUUGCAAGCUUCCCUUGUUGAGGAGUUCAUUACAUUUUCAGCUUUAGACGAUAUUCGUGACUUAACCUGUGUAUCGAUGUUUUCCGCAUCUCUAUCAAAAACAAAUUUUGAUUUUUAUAGCAGCCGUCAAGAGAGACGAUCUCUUCAUACUGUUAUUAGUAAUAACAUCAGAACUCAGCCAACCUCUGCUUUUGCCCAAUUUGCUCAAAGUGAUAUUGUCAGUCGACUACUAUUCCGUAAACCUAAAAAGGAAAGAGCCGAAGUGGAACCUGUGACCAUCGAGACCCAUGAGCUUCUAGAAGAAGAAACUGUUGGCAGUGGAGGGAUCGGAAGUUUACAUGUUCAAUUAACUCGACUCAAGAAUAGUAGUUCAAUAUUGAAGGAAGCAAUUCUAACUGUUAUCCCACUAAACCAAAGUCGAGUCAACUUUUAUCUCGAUAAAACAAUUAUUGUUGACCAGCCUGGACUAAAAGUGUUGACAUCUACAGGUCGAAGACGAUCAAGUGGUACAGCCAGAGUAUCCCUUCGACGACAAGAAGUUGCUGAAGAAAAGAUUGAAACAGAAACUGUUUCAUUGGAUACAAAUAAAAUUGGUGAUGGUUCUAGUGGUGAAAGUGACAAUCCAUUAUAUUCAGGAUUUAUCAUGUUUGAAGGAGGCUUGGAGCAUAUUGACUUAAAAGCUGUCAAAAAACGAGAGAUGCUAGAUUCUAGUUCUACUUAUCCUGACCAACCGCACAACAUAAGCGAAAAUGUUGAAACCAAAGAAGAUGGUAACACUGAGAACAAGAAAGAUCGAAAAUCGUACAAAAAGGAACGAGAUAAAGGAGCUUCAUCAUUUAUCGGUGAAAUUGGUGUUAUAUGGUUAAAUUUUGCCGCUCCUCUUAAGACCCCCAACACUCGCAAGAUUGACUAUACUCGAUUAGAUUGGCAUUUAUUGAGUACGGCAACACCUUCCAUCAACGCUUGGCUGAGUGUUGGUGAUCGUCUAGGAGUUGCUGUUAAAAAAAUGAACUCUUUGUACGAACAACGAGUUUCCUCUGUAAUUACAUAUUUAAUGAUUUCUGGCCUGGAAGUUGAAGGAAUUCACAUUCCGCCGCAAAGUAAAUGCUACAUUCGAAAAUAUACACCUUAUUCUAAAUCAUUACAAGAAGAUCCUUCCUGCCAACUGAUGAAUGUCCUUCGUCGUUAUCUCAACCGUCACGCAAAUCUAGUUGAAGUCGAAGCAAACCUAAAAUCAACUUUAGUUCCUCCCCUUCAUGUACUAAAACGUGGUGUUAUCGCUGCAAGUCGUCAAUGGAAGAAUGCUCUUUACAUGCCACUUUUAGUUGAACAAAAUAUUCGUCUAACGCGAGGUGAAAGAGAUGCAUCCUCAAUUUAUCAAUCGAGCAUACCUUUACGUUUACUUUUUGGUUCCUCUGCUCCUCAAAAGCCUCCUCAAGAAGCUCCACUUUCUUGUAUGCCUGAACCAUCUCAAAGUGAUGAAAAGAUUGCAGAAAACGUAGACGAGCAAACUAAAUUACUUUCUCAAGUAAAAGAAUCAAAAGAAGUUAUUCAUCUUGAAUUGAAACAAACAACAAGUAAGGGUGAGGAAACAUCGCAUGAACGAGUUGGUUUUGGUUCUAGACGUGAUCGAACCUCAAGUCAACCAGAAAUUAUAAUAAAUAGUGGAGUUAGAGGCUCACAAGCAGAAGAAAAUGGCGUUCAUUCAACUAGACGGAAAAUGUCUACUCUUCCUAAUAUCUUUUCCCGUUCAUCUCGGGGAUCAGUUCCAUUCCCUUUAUUGACCUACCCAUUAGAAUCAUUAGGAUCUGGUGUGAAUAAAGCAUACGGAUUCCUUUUUAGUCCCAAUAGUCACCAAAGCUCUUGUGUAAAGGGUAAUAAGCGUCAAGAAAGUCAAUGCAGUUUAAAGUCAACUUCCAGUUCAUCAAGUGCUGCUGAUCCUGCGGCCAUGGGAGAGUCGUUAUUUAACCCAAAAGGAGGUGACAAUGCUGAUUAUCACGAAGAAAAUCUAUAUUUAUGGAUGUCACGGCAACAAGAUUAUAUGGAGGCGAAAAAUUUGUACCAAACUACUAACCACCAUCGACGAACCUCAUCACUUAAUCCUCGUAAUGUUACCAUCGAUUCAACUCGGUACAACACUCUUGGCUCUGCUUAUUCCUAUGAAGAAGAGACUGCUGCUGCUUCGGGUGAUCCAGUCGUUGAAGUUCCUCCUGGUUUUGUUUUUGUACCAACUGGAGUGCAGCUCAAUAAUGUUCGAAUUAUAUUUCAACCUCUUUUCUCUUCUCUUGGCGUUGAAAAUUUUACUGAAGAAGGUGAAGCAAGCAUUUCUUUUGACCAACUUGGACCUAAAAUAACUCUUUCAGCAGCCAUUAAAAUGUUUAAAGUGAACAUUGUUGAAAGUGAAGUUUCAGAUGCCAAUAGAUCUCGAUCAUCGCCAAUAUCAUUCACUUCGUCCGCUGACCGUCCAAUCAAUAAAUCGACCAUGACUGCAACUACUUCGUCUCAUAUUCGACCAGAUUUCCUUUUUACAUCUUUCCCAGCGAAUCAAGGGCUAAAAUUAGAAACAUCGGCAUUUAUUUGUGAUGGACUCGCUGUUGGUCUUGAUUUACGUAAAGUUAAAGACACAAUGUCUGCGGGUGAGCCAAGUGUUAAUGAUGCUUCUAGCGUACCUCAUUCCAGUGUCCCACAUCCAACUGGAAUGGAUGACAAAACCAGUGAGCAUGAUGAAAAUGUACCAAUUGUCAUUGUUGGACCAGAUGGUGGAAUCAAUGAAAUUACAACUACAAUUAAUUUCAGUGUUGAUGUUCACCAAAUUAUUCAACGAGUAAACUUACCGUUACUACGUUUAUUACACCAAGUAGCAUCCAUGUGUGAGAGUAUAAAGGAAACUCGUGAAGAGUUGAAAGCAAACAGGAUUGAAGGAACAUCUUCACCGGGCGUUAAAGUCGGUGCUUUUAUUUCAUCCAAUACUAAUGGUAAAGAGUUUACUGGGGAAGAAGAUGGUGAAAUUGUUGGAGACACAAGUCGUACACCAUCAUUGAUUAGUUUACAACCAAUCGAUCAUACUAAACAAAAUAAGAGUCCACAAGGUAGCAUUGUUGAUAUUAAGGAGACCAUUAUUGAGAUUCCCACUAAUGAUGAAGAUUCCGUUGAAAUCAAAAUGUCUGAAUCAGUUAUGGAAGAAUUGCCAUCAAUAAAUGUUGAGCAACCUAAGUGUUGGAGGACAAUGUAUUAUUUGCUAGAUCUUUAUGAAACUACACCAGAAACUAAAACAAUUAUUGAAAGAUCCGAACGACCACCAACAACAAUUCAACAAAUGGAAACCAAAAUAACCAUAGAAGAUGAUGAUGUUAGAAAUCGAGGUAAAGGUGGAUAUGAGCAAUUACGUGAUAAUUUUAGUGAUGUAGAUGAUUUGAGUACACCAACCACAGGUGGACGAAAAGUCAGCCUCAUUGAAAGUGGUGCUCAGCGAAAAUCAAUGAUUAACAUUGUAUCAAGUGACAAAUUGAAGACAUACACCCAAGCACUAAUUCAUCGUGAGCUUACACCUCUAAUUGUUUUUGGCGUUGUCACCAUUCAAAAAGUUAAUCUAAUGGCCAUGCUGGGAGGACUUAAAUUAGACGGAGAAUUAUCAUCUUUCCAGGUCAGUUUAACCCACAAAAUAAAAUCUCGUGGAGCAGCCGUUCAGAUAAAGAAAUGGGAAGAAAGUUCAUUAACCGGACAAUUGGGUCAAUCAACCUUCUCAUUGUUUGAAGAGGUUCCCCCUAAUCAACAAAUGGUUGUUAAAAUGACAAUCGGUAAAUCGCAGACUUUAAUUUCUUCACAAAAUCGAAAAGGCAAAGAUGCCAAUUCUGCUUUAUUAACAAUCGGUCCAAUAAUGAUUGACAUCCCUCAACACCCUGUUGCAUUACAUGGAAUGAUGACCCGAUCAAGUCGCCAAUUAUCUACAACGUUACAAGAGUUAAGGUCAUCUCGUCAACCAUCACGAUCCAGUCGUCAACAAAAUGAAUCUGAAAAUAUAACAAUGACUGGUGCCAAUUUGGGUCCCUCUUUUAGCUCCAAUUUAAUGUCAUCCCCAACCCGUGAUUCAAUGACUCGAGAAGUUAAGGAAAAUAUACCAACCACCACCGCUGAGCCAAUCGGUGUGAAACCAGAACCACCCAAAUUAAUCAAACCAAUUGUUUUCCAAUUCAGCAUUGUAUUUGAUAGUUUUACAAUUGGUGCAUCAUUGCUUCCCUCUCUUCGAGCUCAAUAUAAAAUUGGUCAAAUAACAAGCAAUGGAUUGAUGGGAACCAAGGCUAAGUUUGUUGUUGAUGUCAGGGAACACACUCUUAGUUUCAAUACCAAUCUUCCAUCAGCAGAUUCAAGUUUACCAUCAUCAGCCAAUGUUUCAAUGCCUCCGAUUCAUGUUUCAGCGGAAUACAUGGAGGAUCCACCAAAUCGAGGUAAAGUUGCCGGCUCCAAUAGGCCAGAUAGUUUUGCUGAUGGGAUUGUUUUAAGGAAAGGAAGUUACCUUCAUGCAAUUGCUGACAUUGGCUCUUUUGAACACAGUUUAACUACUGACUUGCUCAAUCACCUGUUAUUGGUUCAAAAGGUUUUCAUGAAGGAAGUUAAUGAAGUUGUCCAAAAAAUGUCAGGUUGUGAAAGUAAAAUAUUGGAACCAGAGUCAAGUGAAAUGGAUAAAUCUAUGAAUGACUCUCUUCAUUCAGGUCUAAUGACGGCAACAGCAUCUUCAAAGGCGCGUUAUCUUCUUUUCUCUCUUCAUUUAAGACUCGAAGGAAUUCAAAUUACUGCAACUACUCCAACCAAUUCGGCAGUUAGACUUGAAACUGGCGCUAUGGAACUACAAUUAUCAAAUAGAGUACAAAACAUGUCAUCUACUUUCCGAGGAUUACAUGAUGUUAACCUUAAACUAUUCAUUAAAUUGCAAGUUGAUCUCAAUGUUGCCCUUGGACAAUUGAUACGGAAUGCUUUGUUUGAAGAAGCUGAUCCAGAAUUUCAACAACUUGCUUACUUCAAGACUCGAAUUGUACUAAGAAAUGCUUUACAAGACGAACUAGUUUCAUCAUCAAUGACAUCUGCUGAGGGAAAGGAAGCACUUCUCAUUACUCUCCAUCGUCCACUCCUCUAUAUUCAACCGCUAGCACUGGAUAAAGCUGUCCUUGUUUGGUUAAAUUAUAAGAAUGCUUAUGAAUAUUGGAAUGAACAACGAGCUAAUUUGAACAAAGAAGUUCUCAUAACAACUCAACAGGUAUUGGACAAAAUACCACAGAUACCUCAAAUAAGUCCACAAAACUUGGGAACACUGUUUCUACAAUUGACCAUUGACGAUCUUGGAAUAUGUUUACCCAUUUCUUAUUCCAAUACUUACCAAACAUCUGGAUUAAUUAAUUCCAAACCUUAUGAUGCUGAACUAAAAUCAGCUUUAGUUAUUACUCUUGAAUCGACACGAAUAUCUGCUUGUUCUUGCGGUUCACUGGUGUCCAAAGCUCGAUUCACAGGACUCUGUUUUAGAUUUGCUGAUGACUUUGAAACAUCCCUUGAUGAUUGGAAACCCGACCAUUCAGAUCCUUCUGUGAUGAACUUGUGUAUUGUCUCUGAAGGAACCUACGAAAUGUGCUCUAAAACAAUUACUCAUAUUGUUCCCAAUCAUCCUGCUCUCUCUGGUAGCGAUGCUAAAUGGUUACUCAAUGUAUCCUGGAGAAUGGAGGGUUUUGACAUUCAUGUCGACACUUCCAUUGGAAAACAAUUUUCUGCUUUAUUUAAAACUCUUACUGCCAUUGCUGGAGAUGAAGAUGAGAUUGACACUAUUGAUUACUCAUCAAUUGACGAUACAACUAAUGAAGGAGUUGAGUUUAAAGGUGACGGUCCAAAUGUAGAGAUUGAAAUGACAUCUCCUCUGGCUAAUGAUCCAGAACUGGCCAAUGUUAAUCUUCGUCGAACUUCGUUGUUUAAAGAUACUUCAAUGGACACUCGUAAAAGAUCGAGACUAAUUGAAAAAGAGCUGAAUGAGCAAGCAAAAAUCAUCAAUGAUUUAAAGACACUGGGAGCAAGCCAGAGUACAAUUGAACAAGAAAUUAAACGACUCCAUGAGUUGGAAUCGGCUGUCUUCAAUGACUUUAAAAGAGAUGUAAUCAAAAAAUUGAGACGUCAAUCUGUCAAAAGAUCAUCUUUUAGAGACAAAUUGAGUUUGGUGGACAGUAAAAUGACUCCUUCGAUAACGGAAACUUGUCUCAAUUCGGACCCUGAACCUACAACAGGUCUUACUACAUCAGAAAGUGAAGGAAACAAUUCAAUCGAUAAAUUAAGACAAUUUGAAAAUCAUAACAAUGGUGAUUUUGCAGCUAGAAGCAUCUCUCUGGAUUUAAAUACUGCUGAUCAAGCUGGAGAUGACCCGCUUUUUACUACUUCGUCACUUGAUGAUAAAGUCCAUUUCGCAUCACAAUCUAAUUCUCCCAAAGCACAGUCUUUGGGUACAACACCGCAAGAUUCAUCAAAAUCAACCUCACUUUCCGCAAUUUCCCGUAGCUAUUCAAGUAGUCAACAAACUACAAAUAGCAUUUCAUCUGAUCAUUUGAAUACCUAUUCUGAUUCAUGUAACAACACUUUCUCAUCAACCAGUGGUUCAAGUAAGAUUGAUUACACUGGAUCGUUAACAACAUCUUCAAAUGUGUCUACUAAUGCUUCUCGCGUCAAUAAAAAUAACUGUGACAAUUCUGAUGAUCAUUCAUCUCUGCUUAAGCGUCUUAAUAAAAACACACAACCAACUGGGAAUAAAGAGACAAGUUUUGUUCCAGACGUUCGGAGUAUCCCAAAUAUUCAAGUCAAACCAACGAGCUAUCAAAUUCAAGAACCUUACAUUGAUUUUGAAUUGGAUAUUAAAGUAUUUUUCAACAGUGGUAAAUGUGUUUUUCACACUCGAGAAUCAGUCAAAGAUGAUGAAUAUUCUCGUAAAAAUGGUUUACCCAAGGAGCGAAGUUUCACGGGAAAUCCUGAUGGAUUGUCGUCCCCAUUGGGUCACAUUCCUCGACAAAGUGCUCUACGAUCUUCUUUGACAAACAAUAAACAUGGAAAUUCUGGAGCUGGAUUGAAGGCAAAUCUUUCUUCAAAUCGGUUGAGAUAUCCAACCACUGCUGGUACAAGUACCAGUCAAAUGGAUUAUUCAAUCUUUUUAAUUCCAGGUUUAGAUAUUAAAGUGCAUUAUAACUCAAAAACAGUCUUUGGGUCAACACCAGGACAACAGCAACUGUCAACAUUUGGACCUGGAAAUCUGAAAUCUGUACCAGAAUCUCGAGACUCUGAAACACCACAAGCAAACAUUAGCUUUGCACCUAAUCCCGCUAAACGAAGUGGCUCUAAGAAAGCCUCGUGUUAUGCUUGGAUGACUCUUCACAGUAUCCCAGAAGAGACCAUAAUAUCACCUCAUAUUCUUGAUUUCAUGGAACAAGCUCUUGAACCUAUUCCAAUUCAACCUCCUUCGUCCGGUAAAACAUCUUCACCAGCCUCAGAUGGUCAUCAACUCAAUCCUGAUGAUUUUUCACGACCAGAUUUAAUUACAUCGGCUCCUGCUCAAUAUGCCGUUUAUGGUUCUUUCCCAGUAGAUGUUAUUGUUUACCUUCACAUGCAACCUUCCGUGCUCAGAUUUAGUUGUCUUCCAGUUUCUCGUGUUGAAUGUCUUCUCCAACUUCCUUCUGUAGACCUAGUCUUUUCAUCUAAAAGAUUACAAGAUGAACUUGACAUGAGUUUGCCUCAACAACCAUUGGGUAAAAAUAUGCCUUUCUCAUCAUCGUGUGGACCUUCAAGGGCAGGCAAUAUUAAAUAUGGCCAUAAAAGAUCGGCUUCUGAUUUCCGUCACCCUCAACAUCAAACAGAAACCUCAAUUGGUGGACUUAGCAUGACAGGUUGUCUUGCUGACUUUUCCUUGUACAUUUUUCAUCCUUAUGGUGGUCAAAAGAAAGCUCCUGGAUCAUCAAUGGUCUCUGAAGCAUCAUCAACAACUUCAUCACCGUUGCCCAAAUCCAAUUCAGAUCGUAAAGAUGCCCUCAGCUUACAAGUUGAAUUUGUUAAAAUAAACAUAUCUAGAAGUCGCCGACUUGUUCUAAGUCUGGAAACAUCUCCACCAGUCACUAGAUCAUCCCACUCUGCACAAGAAAAGUUUAACCAAACGGUGAUGAUUCGAUUUUCUGCUCUUUGUGACAUUGGUUCGGCUUCUUUUAAAUAUGAUAUGCGUCGUCUCACGGAAACCCUUGCUUUCCCUAAAGCUUGGUAUCGUAAAGCAAUUUGGAAGAGAAUGUUUCUCGGUGAUCAAGGAAUCGGUGGUCAUAGUAUCUUUUCAGAUCAAGAUUAUAAUCUGUCAUCGUCAUCAACAUCGUCAUCAUCAUCUAAAUCACCAUCAGCCUCUACUUCAAGCUCCUCGACCAGUUUGGAUGAAACUGGCUUGCCAUCUUCAUCUAAAAUAAUAACAUCGAAACCUUUUAAUAGGUCUCCAGGAAAUCGAAAUAGAGAUGCUCUUUGGUUAAAUAUUCAAGACACUGAUCCCUCAUCAUCUCAAACCAAUCAUCCUCACCACCAUCGAAUUAAACAUAAUCAACUUCACUCAUCAGUAUCUUCAGAGGGAACAACGCAACAACAAAGACAAAUUAUGAACGCUCCAUGGAAAACGUUGAUUCUUUUUGGAGUUAACCUUUGUAAGCUCAAUGUACACAUGAAUAUGGCAAAUGUCAUGGGUAAUACAAGUUGGUUAACUCGAGGUUUCCGAUCAGAAGGCAGAGUAUCAAUCGACUCAAAUGGCCAUAAAAGUGUCAAUGUUAGUUUAGGUUUGGAUGGUUCAUCUUUAGAUGCCAAAGGAGGUAUAAUUGGAGGUAUCUUUGAAAUCUCUCAAAUUCAAACCAAAGUCAAUAUCAAGGAAAAUUUCGGCAAAGAACCUGAUCAUAUGAUAACCCUUAAAUUAGAUGCUCUUGAGAAACGACUUGAUUACAUGGGUACAUCUAUAUUGAUGUUACGUAUGUCUGAUCUUGAUUUAACUCUUCGAGAUGAAUGGAGGAUUGAUGAAGGCGCUGGAAACAGUGGUAAUCAUCCAACCAAACGACCAGCUUGUAUAUUCAUUCAUUGUAAUCUUGCUUGGGAUCAACUUCAAUUAUUAAUGUCUAAAUCAACAACACCUGAUAUAAUGAAAAUUAUUGCUAAAUUGGAGGAAUUUUUUAGUCAACAAUUUCACAAUUCUAAAAGAGUAUUUUCAUCAUUUCAAGCAGUUUCAUCUAAAAACAAAGCCUCUUCAUCUUCAUCAUCCUCUACAAUUAAUUCAUCAGUUCCAGGAGUACCAACAACCUCAACAAAUCGACAUUCAUUUAACAAGGAAAAAGCAUCAACCAGUGGAAGUGUCCGAAUUAAUAAACCCUCAACACCAACAUCAACAUCCAGUGGUAGCGGUUUACUUGAUGGUGGAUCAUCUAAUAAUGAAAUUUAUCGACAUCAUCGUCAUUGGCAAAAGGUUUUACGACUUGUUUCUGGUGCAUCGUUAUCCACUUUAAGUAAUCCACUUCCACCCAAAGGCACCAUUCUUGGUGGAACAUUUGAAUUAAUUGGAAACAACAUUUCACUGGCUUGUUUCUAUGGAAUUAACUUUCGUUCCAAAUCUUGGGGACUUUUCUCUAUGUUGAAACCAUCCAUAUCUUUUGCUUCCGAAGCUCAAGAUGUUGUUAAUAAUGAAACGGGUUCAUCUGAUACUCAUAUUAUUCAAAAUUUUACUUUUUCAUUGGGCAGACGUGAUCGUCGUCGUGAUGUUGACGAGGCUAGUUUUUCAGUUGACUGUAUUUAUGCUCAACAUUCCAAUAUGGCAACUGUUUGUAAAAUAUCUCGAACCGUUAUGUUUCCUCCUCAAUUCAAGUCACUUCACGAGUGGUUCCAAUACACAUUUGCUGGCAGUGAUUUAGAUCAGAUUAAUCGUUUUCCCGUCAUUGAAUUCGAACGUUCUGGUGAUGGUUUUGGCUCUGCAGCCUCAGCUGCCUCAGGAGAAUUUCAUUCACGUAAAUUUUCAUCAAAUCCAAAAAGCAAUGAAUGUCACCACUCUAAAGAAGUAAUCUUUGCUUUACCAAGUUUUCAAGUUGAUCUUAAAACUGAGCAUCUUCAAGCUCUUCGACCACCAUCUGUUAUGGAUCUUAAACCUCGAGUUGAUUGUACAUUUGUUACCGAUUUUGAUGAUCACAUUUUUGUUGCAGUUGAUGCUGAAGCAUACUUUUUCCUCCAUGAAUUAAUCACCAGCUAUUUCAAAGAGAAGCAAAUUUAUCACACUCGAAGUUCAACAGGUAGUCAACUAAUUGAUAAAUCAGAUACUGGGGAAAUCGGAUCAAAUUUAGGUUCCUCUGAAAACAAAGAACCAACUAAAAUGCCAGAAACUUCAGCAGGAUCUUCAUCAAAUCAGACGGCCCUUUACGAGCGAGACUAUCGAGAAUUUAAUUGCCAAACUUGGCAUCUAGAACCAACUGUUAGAUUAUUAACUUGGGCUGGUAAAAACAUUGAACCUUACGGAGUCGAUUAUAUUCUUCAGCGACUUGGCUUUACUCAAGCUCGGACUACAAUACCUAAAUGGAUUCAAAGAGGUGCCAUGGACCCUCUUGAUAAAGUCCUUUCAGCAAUAAUGUUCAGAGUUAUUUCUGCCUCCAAAAAUGAAUCAUCUCCAAACUCAAGAUGAUCACCUUAGACCUUUAUUUAGAUUACAAUUGCUAGUCUUUUUUUUCGAUUGUUUCUCCUAUGUCAAACCCUUAUUUUGAAGAUAUUGAUGCGCUUUGUUGAAUGAUUGAUCUUAUCCAAUUUGAUAGAUUACAGUAGAUUCAUUUAACUUAAAUUGUUGAGUUAUUUGUAAAAAUAUUUACUCCAUUAUCUAUGAUAAGAGCACCAAUAUCUUAUAACAGCUCACUGAAAACAUCUUGUAAAUAAUCUGAAUAUUUUCUUCUUGAUUUUCUUGCAUGAAACAAUUUCCUAAAUUAUUCAUGUUUAUAUUAUAAUGUGAAAGUUUGAAUUUAUUAUAUUAUAUUAAUGUCAGCAUAAUUAGCAUGUAAAUAUUGAAAACACAAAAUUGUGUACAGUAAAAAUUAUUU